AUGAUCGCCUCGGUCGGCCUAGCUCGCUCCCCGCUCCUGCGCGUCUCUUCGGUCAUCGCAAUCCUCACUUUUGUGGCCUUCGCCGUCUCUCGCGCGCGGCAGCUCGUCGUGCCAAGCGCGGAGGAGCUGCCAGGUGGACUCCCGAGCAUCUUCCGCUUUGGAGGGGGCGGCGCCAGCACCAGCACCGGCGUUGGAGGGGGCAGCGCAAAGGUUCUCGAGAGCAGAGAAGCUCUCAUGGAUGCGAUCGACGAAUGCGUUGGCUUGUCGCCGAGCGGAGCAUGCGACACGCUUUUCGGUCUGCCCAUCGGUCUGUGGGAUGUGUCCUCAGUAACGGACCUGUCAUGGACGUUUGCGCACGCCGAAGCCUUUGACCAGGACCUCAGUGCGUGGAACGUGUCUGCAUGCACCUCGAUGGCCUACAUGUUUUACCGCGCCUCGUCCUUUAACCAGGACAUCGGCGCGUGGGACACGUCUGCUGUCACCAGCAUGGCUUUUAUGUUUUACCGCGCCUCCUCCUUCAACCAGGACGUCUCCGCCUGGGACGACAUUGGUGCGUGGGACGUCUCCUCUUGCACUGACAUGGCAUUUAUGUUCUCCGCCACCGGCUCCUUCAACCAGGACCUAUCCGCGGGCUACAUGUUUGCCUACACCUCGGCCUUCGACCGGGACAUCAGCGCGUGGGAGGGCUGGCGGUGA
Messenger RNA from Emiliania huxleyi CCMP1516, 696 nucleotides. RefSeq lists its product as hypothetical. NCBI's taxonomy places the organism in Eukaryota, Haptophyta, Isochrysidales, Noelaerhabdaceae. The record is from RefSeq and is a predicted model, not a curated record. The transcript has 3 exons. The coding region runs from base 1 to 696 and encodes 231 amino acids.